Tupaia belangeri chinensis (Chinese tree shrew) is the source of this 2351-nucleotide messenger RNA. It is a transcript of the gene PNRC1, whose product is annotated as proline rich nuclear receptor coactivator 1. The record is from RefSeq and is a predicted model, not a curated record. NCBI's taxonomy places the organism in Eukaryota, Metazoa, Chordata, Mammalia, Scandentia, Tupaiidae.
GCCGCCGCCGCCUCCCUGCGAUUCUUGGUUUCACUUCCUCCUCUUUCUCCUGCUGAGCCGUUCGCCUCCUAGCGCGAUGACCGUCGUCUCCGUCCCACAGCGGAGGCCGCUUGGCCUGGGCGGCCGCCUUGCGCCGCUUGGCUUUUCCGCCCGCGGUUACUUCGGGGCCCUCCCGAUGGUGACCACGGCUCCGCCGCCUUUACCCCGGAUCCCGGACCCCCGGGCACUACCCCCUACCCUGUUCCUCCCUCACUUCCUAGGGGGAGACGGCCCCUGUCUGACUCCGCAGCCUCGCGCUCCAGCUGCUCUGCCCAACUGCAGCCUGGCCACGGCAGGAGGCACCCCACGGGCAGCGCCAAAGAAGCGGCGAAAGAAGAAGGUGCGGGCUAGUCCUGCGGGGCAGCUGCCCAGCCGCUUCCACCAGUACCAGCAGCACCGGCCGAGUUUGGAGGGCAGCCGGAGCCUGGCGACGGGCCAGAGCGGAGCGCAGGAGAUCCCGGGCCAGGCCGCCGCCUCAGCCCCGGGCCGUGUGACUGCAACCCGAACCGAGGGAGCCAGCCUUGCCCCUGGGCCGCUGCGGCCCGCGGCGCCCGGACAACCCCCGCUCAGGAAAGAGGUUUUUAAAUCAAAGAUGGGAAAAUCGGAGAAAAUUACCCUUCCCCAUGGCCAGCUUGUUCAUGGUAUACACUUGUGUGAACAACCAAAGAUAAACAGACAGAAAAGCAAAUAUAACUUGCCACUAACCAAGAUCACCUCUACAAAAAGAAAUGAAAAUAACUUUUGGCAGGAUUCUGUUUCGUCUGAUAGAAUUCAGAAGCAGGAAAAAAAGCCUUUUAAAAAUACUGAGAACAUUAAAAAUAUGCAUUUGAAGAAAUCAGCAUUUCUAAAUGAAGUGAGCCAAAAGGAAAAUUAUGCUGGGGCAAAGUUUAGUGAUCCACCUUCUCCUAGUGUUCUUCCAAAACCACCUAGUCAUUGGAUGGGAAGCACCGUUGAAAAUUCCAACCAAAACAGGGAGCUGAUGGCGGUACACUUAAAAACGCUCCUAAAAGUUCAAGGUUAGAUUACAGUAUGUAUGUAAAACAUAGUUUUCCCUAUAUCCCUGGACGCUAAAAGAAAAUUGGUACAGAAAUGGAAAUUGCUUUGUUGCAACAUAUAAGUAUGAAAGAUGAGUUUUAAAAAAUCACAUACCAACAGCUUGUAUUAUAUUUUAUAUUUUGUAAAUACUGUAUACCAUGUAUUAUGUGUAUAUUGUUCAUACUUGAGAGGUACAUUAUAGUUUUGUUAUGAAAGUAUGUAUUUUGCCCUGCCCACAUGGCAGGUGUUUUGUAUAUAUACAAUGGAGAAAUUUUAAGUGUGUGCUAAGGCACAUGGAAGACCAAUUUAUUUGCACAAGGUACUGAGAUCUUUUUUUUUUUUUCCAAGAAACAGCUAUCAAAUCUCAAGGUGAAGAUCUAAAUGUGAAUGAACAUUUUACUAAUGCACUACUGAAGUUUAAAUCUAGGCACAAUCAUUAUGAACAUAGGGUUUGUCUGUGUUUCUCUAAAUUGAUUUUUGCCUUCUAAUCUGUAAUUACUGGAACACUUAUAUUCCCAUUUCUACCAAACUUAAUUUCUGGUUUUUGGUAUAUAUCCAUUCAAAUUUAAAUGCCUCUGAUUUUAAUUUUAAAGCCAACAAAAUCGGUUGUAAUCAAAUUUUAAAAUAAUAAUAAUUUGGCCCCCCCUUUUAAACUAGUCUUGACUCUUUGUGUGUGUGACUGUUUUUCAUGUUUGAAUGUGUGAUUAGAUAAUUUUAUGAAAGAGGACUUUAACUUUUUAUUUGCUGUGAAUAUCUUUUACUUACUAUGACUUAACCAUCCUUCCUCUAUGAAAUUUAGAAGAUUCAAUCAUUAAGAAAAUCUUUUUAAAAACUUAGUCUUGAUGUGCUACCAGCUUUUACGGCAGGUUGGUAAUAAAACCUGGGCCUCCCAUGUGGCUUCAGCCUCUUAAGUACAGUAGCAGUACCCAGCACAAACUGGGUGCUGGAUAGGCCAAAAAUCUAAUAAUUAACACUCCCUGAGAGUAGGAAUUUUCCAACUCAGAAGUGGAAAUGGUUAUGAGUUAGGAUAUAUUUUUAUAUGUGAGCUGUUUCAUAAAAGUGCCAUUUGACCUGCCUUUUUUCAAUGAAAAGAAAAUGACAUCACUUUGGUUUACUAAAUUUACAUUGAUCUUGAAUGAUGGUACUUCAAGCAUAAUUAAUAUUAAAAUGGUAGAGAUUUUUUUGCAUUCUGAAGUUUGCUUGAAGAUAAAUAUGGCAGUGUAAAAAUUUCAUUUUUGUUUUAAUAAUAUUUCUAACUGAAAAGUUGUAAAUUCAAC